AUGAGCAGUAAUUUCAGUUCUCCGGCAUACGUAACACCAUGGCAAGCCGCAGAAGCCAUCUCGUUCGCCCUACUUCCACCAUCUUCGUACAGCAUGGCAUGGCGUGAAACCUAUCGCAUCCUGCUGGCCGGCUAUUUCUCGUUGCAUCGUUCGAUGAUUUGGCUUCGUUCACAGUGGGACAAAAAUGUUUAUGAGCGAAAUUAUGCGUAUUUCCGGAUGAUGGCCAUGAAAGAUUUGCCAAAAAAUCAGCUCUACAUCUACAGCGCCCAAGAUGCAAUCUGUUCAGCCGAAAGUAUUGAAGAAUUCAUGGCACUUCAGAAAGAGGAACGAAAUGCGUCGACAUCAAAGUUAUUUUUCGAAGAUACACUUCACUGUGAGCAUUAUCGAUUGUAUCCGGAAAAAUAUGAACAGGCAUGCCUGGAUUUCAUCCGUAAAACUGACAAAAAUGAAGAUAAUAAGUUCUUGGCAAACUGA
This is a messenger RNA of Gongylonema pulchrum, 474 nucleotides long. The record is from the annotation of a GenBank genome assembly. NCBI's taxonomy places the organism in Eukaryota, Metazoa, Nematoda, Chromadorea, Rhabditida, Gongylonematidae.